Megalopta genalis is the source of this 1511-nucleotide messenger RNA. It is a transcript of the gene Snr1, whose product is annotated as SWI/SNF related, matrix associated, actin dependent regulator of chromatin, subfamily b, member 1. Gene Ontology annotation, cellular component: nuclear chromosome. The record is from RefSeq and is a predicted model, not a curated record. NCBI's taxonomy places the organism in Eukaryota, Metazoa, Arthropoda, Insecta, Hymenoptera, Halictidae. Gene Ontology annotation, biological process: chromatin remodeling.
UUAAAAUCUGUAAUCUUUUAUACUCUCAUAGUCUUUCGUAUGUAACGUAUUUAAUGACUACCGACUAAGCAAUAAACAACAAAAUAUUCAAACAAUUGAUUAUUCCGAUUUAGAGGUGUGUACAUUGAUUUAUUAUAAUAUAGUUUGUUGCAAUGGAAAAAUAAGUGUAUGCUUUGAAGUAUACAUAAAAUACUUCAUACUGCGUCUAUGCUAAUAUUAACCUUUGCACAAUGAAUUACCGAGCACCGAAUACAGGAACCAUUUAGGCCCGGAAAAGACAUACAAACAUGGCUUUACGCACAUACGGUGAUAAACCUAUAAGUUUUCAAGUUGAAGAAAAUGGGGAAUAUUAUUGUAUUGGAUCAGAAGUCGGCAAUUAUUUGCGUCUGUUUCGAGGAUCAUUGUAUAAACGAUACCCAGGAAUGUUCAGGAGAUCCAUCACAAAUGAUGAACGAAAAAAGUUAGUUGAACUUGGUCUAAGUCAGCAUGUACUUGCAUCUAGUGUGUCUCUCUUGAGAGCCAGCGAAGUUGAAGACAUUAUUGAAGGCAAUGAUGAUAAAUACAAAGCAGUAUCAGUACAUUCAACAGAACCGCCAGCCCCUAGAGAAGGGAAAUCAAAGAAAUCAAUGCCAUGGGUGCCUAGUUUACCAAACAGUUCACACCUAGAUGCUGUGCCACAAGCCACACCAAUUAAUCGUAAUAGAGUACACAAUAAGAAAGUUAGAACAUUUCCCUUAUGCUUCGAUGAUACAGAUCCAUCAGCGAACUUAGAAAAUGCAGCACAACAAGAAAUGUUAGUUCCGAUUCGUUUAGAUAUGGAAAUUGAAGGUCAAAAAUUAAGAGAUACAUUUACAUGGAAUAAAAAUGAGAGUCUUAUAACACCAGAACAAUUUGCGGAGGUAUUAUGCGAUGAUUUAGAUUUAAAUCCUCUCACUUUUGUACCAGCUAUUGCACAGGCUAUAAGACAGCAAAUAGAAGCUUUCCCUCAGGAAACAAUUCUCGAAGAUCAAUGUGAUCAGCGAGUAAUAAUUAAGUUAAAUAUACACGUAGGCAAUACAUCUUUAGUUGAUCAAGUAGAAUGGGAUAUGUCCGAAAAAGAAAACAAUCCUGAAAAAUUUGCAAUGAAACUUUGCGCAGAAUUAGGACUUGGUGGAGAAUUUGUAACUGCCAUUGCAUAUAGUGUUCGAGGACAAUUGUCGUGGCACCAAAGGACAUACGCAUUUUCUGAAGCCCCUUUACCUACCGUUGAAGUACCUUUCAGACCUCCUUCAGAAGCUGAUCAAUGGGCUCCAUUUCUAGAAACAUUAACAGAUGCGGAAAUGGAGAAAAAAAUACGCGAUCAAGAUCGAAAUACGAGACGUAUGAGACGUUUAGCAAAUACAACACCUGGAUGGUAAAAAAUAUGUAAAGACUUUCAUUCUCUUUGCUAAUUUUAAGAUUUUUUUAUAAAACUGUAUAUAUGAUAUAAUUAUGUUAAUAAUUAGAAAACAAAUAAAGCUCAUUCUAAUAAA